CGGGCCUAGGGUCCACCCUGGGUGGGUGAAGCUGGCCGGCAGGCAGAGAUGCGAGUGGGCUGAGGGACAGCCUGAGACGGAGACAUCCCCAAGGGUGGGCCGGAGGGUGCUCUCAGGGCGCCUUUGCCCGGUCGGAGGCCUCUGGAAGGGACUGCACGACAGCUCCAAGAGUGACCUGGCCGGAGGGAACCAAGACAAAGAGGCCGGAACACCGCACCCGCCGCUCCUUGAGCUAAGCUCAGCGCCCGCGAACGCCCCGGCGCUCGGAUCUCCUGGCCAGCAGCACCCGAGAUCGUCCUUAGGGGACCCAUUGCUACUGUCCCUUCGGACUCUCUCUCUCCUUCAACUCAGUGCAACUCUCCCCAAGCUCACCCAGCCCUCGCGUCAGGAGCCGAAACCAGCUUCUCCCAAUGCGCGAGGUUUCCUGAGGAAACUCUUCUUUCAGAGAGAUACUCAUCUGCAGGUGAUUCUCCAAGGACAUGGGAAGAUAGGUGUAAGCCCUGGAGCCCAGACCCUUAAGUGGAGGGAAGCUGCUUUCUGCUGUGAAUGAUGGCCAAACCCACUCUGAGAGGGAAUGGUGCUAACUCUGAGACCUUCCGACAACGCUUCAGGAAGUUUCAUUACCAGGAGGUAGCUGGGCCCCGUGAGGCUUUCAGCCAACUCUGGGAACUUUGCUGUCGGUGGCUAAGGCCGGAGGUGCGCACCAAGGAGCAGAUUGUAGAAUUGCUGGUGCUAGAGCAGUUCUUGACGGUCUUACCCCGGGAGAUCCGGAAAUGGGUACAGGAGCAAUGUCCAGAAAGUGGAGAGGAGGCUGUGGCUCUGGUGGAAGAUUUAGAAAGAGAGCCUGGAAGACCUGGACGUUCGGUCACAGUCUCUGUGAAGGGGCAGGAAGUGCGCUUGGAGAAGAUGACACCCCUGAAAUCAUCACGAGAGUUAUUAAGUGUUCGGCAGGAGUCAGUGGAACACCAGCCCAGGGGUGUACCCAAGAAAGAGAGGGCAAGAAGCCCAGACCUGGGACCACAGGAGCAGAUGAACCCAAAGGAGAAGCUCAGACCUUUUCAAAGGAGCGGAUUUCCAUUCCCUAAAUCUGGUGUGGUCUCCAAGUUGGAGCAAGGAGAGCCUUGGAUCCCAGAUCUGGGCUCCAAGGAAAAGGAAUUCCCAAGAGGCAGUCACACAGGAGACAGACAAAUGCAUGCUGGUCUGUUACCAUCCAGGAGAGAGAAAAGAAGCUGGGUGGAACAGGAUCACUGGGGCUUUGAGGAUGAGAAGGUGGUGGGUGUGCACUGGGGCUAUGAAGAGACCAGAACUCUCCUCGCAAUUCUUAGUCAGACUGAAUUUUAUGAGGCUCUCCGGAACUGUCAUCGGAAUAGCCAAGUAUAUGGGGCUGUGGCUGAGCGGCUCCGGGAGUAUGGCUUCCUCCGGACCUUGGAACAGUGUCGGACCAAGUUCAAAGGUCUCCAGAAGAGCUAUCGGAAAGUCAAAAGUGGCCACCCACCUGAGACCUGCCCCUUCUUUGAAGAGAUGGAAGCCCUAAUGAGUGCUCAGGUCAUUGCCUUGCCCAGUAAUGGCCUGGAAGAGGUAGCUUCUCAUUCUGGAUUGGUGGGCAGUGAUGCUGAAACUGAGGAGCCAGGGCACGAGAGCUGGCAGCAUGAGGGAGCAGGAGAGGACAUAGCUGAAGAGUCUGACAGUGAUGAAACGGGCCAGGAAGCUACCCCCCAGGACCCCAACAACUCGACUGCACCUGUCCUAUUCCGAAGCCCAAGUGGUGUACACUGGGGCUAUGAAGAGACAAAGACUUAUCUUGCAAUUCUCAGUGAGACUCAGUUUUACGAAGCCCUCCGGAACUGUCACCGUAACAGCCAGCUGUAUGGAGCAGUGGCUGAGCGGUUAUGGGAAUAUGGCUUCCUUAGGACACCAGAGCAGUGUCGGACAAAGUUUAAAAGCCUACAAACCAGCUAUCGGAAAGUUAAGAAUGGCCAAGCACCAGAGACCUGUCCCUUCUUUGAAGAGAUGGAUGCUUUAGUGAGUGCCCGGGUUGCUACUCCACCCAGUGAUGGUCAGGAAGAGGACACAGCCUCUUGCCCCAUCCAGGAGACCAGUGAGGCCGAAGCUGAGAAGCAAGCUGAGGAGGCAGAAGAAGCCACAGAAGAUGAUGAUUCUGAGGAUGAUGAAGAGGAUACUGAGCUACCCCCAGGGGCUGUCAUGACCCGUGCUCCAGUCUUAUUCCAGAGCCCCAGUGGUUUUGAGGCUGGAUUUGAGAAUGAAGACAAUCUAAAACGGGAUAUUUCUGAGGAAGUACAACUACAUAGGACAUUACUUGCAAGGUCUGAAAGGAAAAUUCCCCGGUAUCUUAAUCAGGGUAAAGGCAGUGAGAGUGACUGUAGAUCAGGAAGACAGUGGGAAAGGACCCCAGGGGAGAGAAGAGGAAAAUCAACACUCCCAGAGAGGAGUUUAGGUAAAGUUCUCAGUCAUCAGAGACCUUACUUGGGAGAGAGACCCUAUAAAUAUCUCAGAUAUAGCAAAAGCUUUGGUCCAAACUCCCAACUCAUGCAUCAGAUAUCUCAUCAAGUGGAAAAUCCAUAUAAAUGUGCUGAUUGUGGGAAGAGCUUCAGUCGAAGUGCACGUCUCAUUAGACACCGGAGAAUCCACACCGGAGAGAAACCUUAUAAGUGUCUCGACUGUGGGAAAAGUUUCCGUGACAGUUCAAAUUUCAUCACCCAUAGAAGAAUCCACACAGGAGAGAAACCAUAUCAAUGCAGUGAGUGUGGAAAGCGUUUUAAUCAAAGCUCAAGCCUUAUAAUUCACCAGAGAACGCACACAGGAGAAAAGCCCUAUCAAUGUGAAGAGUGUGGAAAAAGCUUCAAUAACAGUUCUCAUUUUAGUGCACAUCGGAGGAUACACACAGGAGAAAGGCCCCAUGUGUGUCCUGACUGUGGAAAGAGUUUUAGUAAGAGUUCUGACUUACGUGCACAUCAUAGAACCCACACAGGAGAGAAACCAUAUGGGUGUCAUGAUUGUGGCAAGUGCUUCAGUAAAAGCUCUGCUCUGAAUAAGCACAGAGAAAUCCAUACACGAGAAAAACUUCUACAGUCAGCGCCUAAGUAAACCCCUGAGGAUUUAUAAAGAAAAGAGCCUCAAUAAAUGUAUUGAAAUUGUUUGAAAAAGUCUUCCAAUAGUGAGACCCAUCUCCUAUUCUGUGCUCACUAGCUUAAGAAAUAGUCUAGGAUUUACCCCACAGUUUGUUCCUGUUUCUCCUGGAUCUAGAGUCAAAGUCCUAAGACAGUCAUCUUAAGAAUGAAAGGAAGAUUUCAAUCCCUCUCCAUGCCUGCAUUUGAAUUGACAGAUAAUACGGUUCCUUCUCAGUCUCUAUGUUGUUCCCUUAAUAGAACAUAGCAGUAUAUCCUAUGAGUUUGACAUGCACCUUAUUUAAUCAUCCUGUUAUUCAGCUGCAUUUUGACUGGAAAAAUCUAUCACAGAAGCAUUUCAGGGAGAAGUUUUGAGACUUUUCACUGAGUGGGUCUAGCUCGUUAUACAAUAGUGAAAAUGCAAAAAAAGAUUUACUCUUCCUGCUCAC
Molecule: messenger RNA, 3574 nt
Organism: Pteropus alecto (black flying fox)
Lineage: Eukaryota; Metazoa; Chordata; Mammalia; Chiroptera; Pteropodidae
Gene: ZSCAN29
Product: zinc finger and SCAN domain containing 29
Exons: 6
Coding region: 547-3105 (852 amino acids)
Biological process (GO): regulation of transcription by RNA polymerase II
Molecular function (GO): DNA-binding transcription factor activity, RNA polymerase II-specific; RNA polymerase II cis-regulatory region sequence-specific DNA binding
Source: RefSeq, a predicted model, not a curated record